UCAUGAAUACACUCCUACCACUAUGUCAACUGUACGGAAAUCUGUGCUUUGGGCGGAUUGUUUAGCAACCGGUUCACUUCCCUCUCGUGGGCUGCUACGCUAGUAGCUACAGGCAUGCUACUACCAGUAGUAAACUAUACGAGUGGACUUUAAGUAGGUUUAUAGUGCUUUUAUCUGUCAUUAUGGGUGACUCGGACGUGACCGGGGCCUUAACUCGCAGGAGAAGGGCGACUUUCGCGGCGAGGAGAGGCGGGAGUCUGCUGCCGAUGAACGGGAGGUCUGCGGCGGGGUGUCAGGGCUCAGGGACCGCUGACGCGAGCCGAGACAAUGGCCACGGGAAGCGUGACCACUCGCUGGAGACAAGCCGGUCUAAAUCAAAGAGCGUCAAAGAGAAGCGCAGGAAUGACAUUAGUGACAGACUCAGCUGUCAUAAGAGCCAGCAGUCCCUGCUGAGUUCAGCCAGUGGUUACAGUAACUACAGAGGAGUCCUCAACUGGUGUGUGGUCAUGCUGGUGCUGAGUAAUGCUCGCCUCUUCUUAGAAAACCUGUUAAGGUAUGGUGUUCUCGUGGACCCUAUUCAGGUGAUUUCCUUGUUUCUGAAUGAUCCCUACAGCUGGCCAGCAGCAUGCCUUGUGAUUGUGUCCAACGUGUUCAUUCUGGUGGCUCUCUACACAGAGAGGCAGCUGUCCAAGGGUUCAUUCAGUGAACUUGCGGGAUUUCUGGUCCAUUGCAUUAACAUGGCAAUCAUGCUAACAUUCCCUGCUGCAGUGGUCCUGUUGGUCCCCUCCGUGACCCCAGUUGGUGGUGCAUUCGUUCUUGGCAAUUACACCAUCCUCUUGCUAAAGCUGUACUCCUAUAAGGACGUCAACAUGUGGUGCAGAGAGCUGAGCACCGUCAAGGCCAAGAAACUGGCCAGGUCGCUGUCUUGUCCCUCAGCACAGCACCUCAGUGGAAGCGACCAUAAGGUGUGUUACCCAGGCAACCUCACCAUCAGAGACAUGUACUACUUCGUCUUUGCUCCGACUCUGUGCUACGAACUCAACUUCCCUCGUUCGCCCAAGAUUCGCAUGGGUUUCCUGCUGAGGAGGCUGUUCGAGAUGCUGUUCUUCACCCAGCUUUUAGUUGCUCUCACUCAACAGUGGAUGAUCCCCAUCAUUCAGAGUUCCAUGAAACCACUAGAGGACAUGGAUCUGUCCAGGAUGACUGAGAGACUUCUAAGAUUAGCUGUUCCUAAUCACUUGCUGUGGCUGAUGUUUUUCUACUGGUUCUUCCACUCAUCUAUGAACUUCACUGCUGAGCUGCUGCGCUUUGGAGACAGACAGUUCUACAAGGACUGGUGGAACUCUGAGUCGGUGACAUAUUUCUGGCAGAACUGGAACAUCCCCGUACACAAGUGGUGUCUCCGCCAUUUUUACAAGCCGCUGCUUCGGAGAGGGUUUAGUAAAAUGAUCAGCCAAUCAGCCGUCUUUUUCUUGUCGGCUUUCUUUCAUGAGUACUUGGUGAGUGUUCCCCUCAGGAUGUUCAGACUUUGGGCCUUCAUGGGCAUGAUGGCACAGCUUCCAUUAGCUUGGUUUGUCGGUUACUUCCUGCGCGGUAACUACGGCAAUGCUGCAGUGUGGAUCUCGCUAAUCAUUGGUCAGCCAUUCGCCGUCCUGAUGUACGUCCAUGACUAUUAUGUCCUUCACUACAGACAGGAGGCUGACUGAUACUCACACACACACACACACACACACACGCACAUACAUACACACAGUAUAUAUGCAGAUCCAUCAUCUUUCUCUCACUUUGUCUCACUCUUUUAUCCCUCUUGUACACACAAACACAGAAGUAUCACUAACGUCCAGAGGAGGUGACAGACAUUGUUCUUCACAUGUCAGGGUGAACUGAUCACAUCCUGAUUCUAGCUUGUUUACAUUAGAAAACUCGGCCAUUUUAUCUUCCUGCUGUGAAAAAAACAAGAACAUUUCUUCAGGCUGGUGAAAAAUGUUUUGAUAUUUAAAGUGGAAAGGGGAGAAACAUGUUGUUUUUUUACUGUUUUAAUUUAAGUGCACAGUAUAUAAUUUCUGCUGCUAGGGGUCUCUCAAUCAAAACAUGAAAUAAAAGACGUACUUUGAUGAUACUGUGAUGCAGCUAUCAUAGUUUUAUUUAUGUUAUGUUUAGUCACUUCCUUCCUGAAUCUAUUAAGUAUCAUCUGGUGUUUCCCGUUUUGCCGAUGACAGAUUUAUCUGGGUUUGAACAUUGUUAGAAACAUUUGGGAUAAUGUUAAGUACACAACUCAAUAAAAUAUAAAACAUAGGUUGUUUUUUAUAUUUUAAUGAGGAAUUGUGAAAUAUUGUACAUUACCCUGGCUCUGUAAAUGGGAAACAAACACUGUUCCAGCAUUGCCAUUGGCUUUCAGCAUACUUUCGUACGUUUGCUAAUAUGUGUCAUGUAGUUGGGAUGUUAGCUAUAGUGGCAGCAGAGUUGUGGGAAUCGCUGUUUUGGCUCUGGGAAACCAUCUCAUCCAUACAUGUAACUGUAACUGCGUGCCCAUAAAUUUGAGGGGCGGAGCUUCUGAAGGAACACUGAAGGGAGGUGGGUGUAUGGGUGUUGAGUUCAAAUAUCAACACUCUUUCUCCAGAGUGACUCGCCCCACCUUUAAGGAGGAAAGUUUCACUUAUGUAUCAAGUGAUGUUGCCAUGCAGCCUCUCACUCGGGAUUUUUCUUGCAGUGUCUUUUUAAACCUCUGACAGCCAGUUUGGUGAAUGGAUGAAUUACUGCAAAAACUCUUCCUUUUAUUUUACCACAGACGUUUUGUUCUUUUUCAGCUGUUUACAUGAACAGUAUAAAGACUGUGGCUGAUUUUUAUCAAUUGUCAAGUUGACACCAUUCUAAAGUGCCUUUAUAAAAGUUAUGACAGAGAUUUAUGAUCCACUGUGUUUCCUCUUUGCCUUUGUUUGGAACAGAAGGGUCCUGAAUCUGUCUGGUUUUACUGUGAGAUGAAACAUCACUAGCAAAAAUGAAUGUAUGCUGGUUGGAUUUUACUGAGGUACAAUUUGUAAUUUUUUUGUCAUGUUUUACUUUGGCAGCAUUAUUGUCUGUUUCGUUACAGUAACACAUAUUCAAUCGCUCAAUUUUUGUUAAUGGGUAUUGUGUCUUUCUCAUUGGACUGUUGCCAAGUAUUGAUGUAGGAAAUCCGUUGUGAGUUUCUGAAAAUAAACAUUCAGAGUUCUUGUUA
Molecule: messenger RNA, 3217 nt
Organism: Chelmon rostratus (copperband butterflyfish)
Lineage: Eukaryota; Metazoa; Chordata; Actinopteri; Chaetodontiformes; Chaetodontidae
Gene: dgat1b
Product: diacylglycerol O-acyltransferase 1b
Exons: 17
Coding region: 183-1706 (507 amino acids)
Biological process (GO): triglyceride biosynthetic process
Cellular component (GO): endoplasmic reticulum membrane
Molecular function (GO): diacylglycerol O-acyltransferase activity
Source: RefSeq, a predicted model, not a curated record